Messenger RNA from Choloepus didactylus (southern two-toed sloth), 5107 nucleotides. It is a transcript of the gene ARHGAP12, whose product is annotated as Rho GTPase activating protein 12. Gene Ontology annotation, molecular function: protein binding. NCBI's taxonomy places the organism in Eukaryota, Metazoa, Chordata, Mammalia, Pilosa, Megalonychidae. The record is from RefSeq and is a predicted model, not a curated record. Gene Ontology annotation, biological process: signal transduction; regulation of GTPase activity. The transcript has 20 exons. Bases 268 to 2910 code for a protein of 880 amino acids. Gene Ontology annotation, cellular component: cytoplasm.
CCAGCCUGCCGGGACGCGGUCGGCUGCGGCCGCAGUGUUUAUGCUCUCGAGGCUUGCGGCGCCCGCCCGCCGCCGCCGCGCUGUCGGAGCGCCCCUGCUCGUCGCGGGGGUCGGCCUCGUGCGCUUCACCCUCCAGCUCCGGGCCUCGGGCCGCGCCGGACCUUCGGUUUAAAUGUAAUGCCUGAUCUUUAUUUCUCCUUCUUAGCUUAUGUAAAGCCAUAAUGUGGCAUACCAUCCUUUUUGAGAGGUGAAUAUCACUGAAUAAAAAUGGCUGACAGAAGUGGGAAGAUUGUUCCAGGACAAGUGUAUAUUGAAGUAGAGUAUGAUUAUGAAUAUGAAGCAAAGGACAGAAAGAUUGUGAUAAAACAAGGUGAGCGGUACAUCUUGGUGAAGAAGACAAAUGAUGACUGGUGGCAAGUCAAACCAGAUGAGAAUUCCAAAGCGUUUUAUGUGCCGGCCCAGUAUGUCAAGGAGGUCACCCGCAAAGCCCUAAUGCCACCUGUCAAACAGGCAGUUGGACUGCCAAACAGCUCCAUGAAAAUGGUACAGAGCCUGCAUCUUCAGAGAUCAACAGAAAAUGUGAACAAGUUGCAUGAACUUUCAAGUUUUGGAAAGCCAUCAUCUUCUGUUCAAGGAACAGGCCUUAUUCGUGAUGCCAAUCAGAAUUUUGGACCCAGUUUUAUGCCAGGCCAGACUGUCAGCCUAAGCCUGGACCUGACCCAUAGUAACGGAAAGUUUAACAGUGAGUCACAUUCUCCUAAAGUUCCCAGCCAGAAUAGGACGCGCUUAUUUGGUCACUUUCCAGGUCCAGAGUUCUUAGACAUGGAGAAAAAUAGCUUCUCCCAGGAACAGUCCUGUGAUUCUGCAGGAGAAGGCUCAGAAAGAAUCCAUCAAGAUUCUGAAUCUGGUGAUGAACUUAGCAGCAGCUCCACUGAACAGAUAAGGGCAACUACACCUCCAAAUCAAGGAAGGCCAGAUUCUCCCGUCUAUGCCAAUCUCCAAGAACUGAAAAUAUCCCAGUCUUCCCUGCCCCCCCUUCCUGGGAGCCCAGCAAUUCAGAUUAAUGGAGAAUGGGAAACUCAUAAAGAUAGUUCAGGGCGUUGUUACUAUUAUAACAGAGGAACACAGGAGAGAACCUGGAAACCCCCUCGCUGGACUCGGGAUGCAAGCAUAAGCAAAGGAGAUUGCCAGAGUCCAGGAGACCAAGAGCUUCUUUCAUCAGAAGAAAACUACCACAGCAUUUGUUACAGCCAGUCAGAUAGUCAGUGUGGUUCUCCUCCAAGGGGUUGGUCAGAAGAGUUGGACGAACGUGGGCAUACCCUAUAUACCAGUGACUAUACUAAUGAAAAGUGGCUCAAGCAUGUUGAUGAUCAAGGUAGACAGUAUUACUACAGUGCAGAUGGCUCUCGGUCGGAGUGGGAACUGCCAAAGUAUAAUGCUUCGUCCCAGCAGCAGAGAGAAAUAAUUAAAAGUAGGAGCCUGGACAGACGUCUGCAGGAGCCCAUAGUGUUAACGAAGUGGAGGCACAGCACGAUUGUGUUAGACACCAAUGAGAAGGAGUCUCCAACUGCCUCAAAGCCCUGCUUUCCUGAAAACGAGUCUUCUCCCUCUUCACCAAAGCACCAAGAUACAGGUCAAGAGAAAUAUGGACUAUUAAAUGUAACAAAAAUUACUGAAAAUGGGAAAAAGGUUCGAAAGAACUGGUUGUCUUCUUGGGCAGUGUUGCAGGGUUCAUCUUUACUUUUUACGAAGACACAAGGAAGUAGCACAAGUUGGUCAUUCUGCCAACAGGGCUCAGUUUCUGAGCUCUUGCUUUUGCUGCUUACCUCCUGGAAAAAUUCUGUCAGUCGCCGGUCUGCUGUCGCAUAUGUAAAAUCCGCUCCUGUUUCAGCUGUCACUUUCGGGAGUAAUCAGUCCAAACCAGAGUUCACGGUGGACCUCAAGGGAGCAGCGAUAGAGAUGGCUUCGAAGGACAAAUCCAGCAAAAAGAAUGUACUUGAGCUGAAAACCCGUCAAGGAACAGAACUGCUAAUUCAGUCCGAUAAUGACGCUGUUAUUAGCGAUUGGCUUAAAGUUAUUAGUAGUACUAUCAGUAAUAAGGCAGUAGACACUGAUGAAGCAAUUGAAGAGGAGAUACCAGAUUCACCAGGAAUAGAAAAACAUGAUAAAGAAAAAGACCAUAAGGAGCCUAAAAAACUUCGUCCCACAAAAGUAGUUAGCAUAGAUUCUUCAGAACAGAAGAAAACCAAGAAAAAUUUAAAGAAGUUUCUUACACGACGCCCUACUUUGCAAGCUGUUCGUGAAAAAGGUUAUAUUAAAGAUCAGGUAUUUGGAUCCAAUCUUGCUAAUCUUUGUCAGAAAGAGAAUGGCACAGUGCCAAAGUUUGUGAAGUUAUGCAUUGAACAUGUUGAAGAACACGGUUUGGAUGUUGACGGAAUCUACAGAGUAAGUGGCAACCUUGCAGUGAUCCAGAAGCUGAGAUUUGCAGUCAACCACGAUGAGAAACUGGACUUGAAUGAUAGUAAAUGGGAAGAUAUUCAUGUCAUUACUGGAGCACUCAAAAUGUUUUUUCGAGAAUUGCCGGAACCUCUUUUUACAUUUAAUCAUUUUAAUGAUUUUGUCAAUGCAAUUAAACAAGAACCAAGACAGCGAGUUGCUGCUGUUAAGGACUUAAUCAAACAGUUGCCGAAGCCUAAUCAAGAUACAAUGCAGAUUCUGUUUAGACAUCUCAGAAGAGUUGUAGAAAAUGGAGAAAAAAAUCGAAUGACCUAUCAGAGUAUAGCAAUUGUUUUUGGUCCCACUCUAUUAAAGCCAGAGAAAGAAACUGGUAAUAUAGCAGUUCAUACUGUAUACCAAAAUCAGAUUGUGGAAUUAAUUCUUCUGGAACUAAACUCCAUCUUUGGACAUUGAUUCUUAUUGAAGACAGAACCUGUGUAAUAGAAGCUGGAUUCCAUCAGAUUUCAAAUCUCUAUACAUGAUGUAUUUUAUUUUUGGACCAAGCAGUGACUCUUUGAUUUUGCACUUUUUUGAGGGAUGAGAAGGAAAGGAAAGAGUCAAGAUGUAUGUUAAGCCCUCAUAUUUGCUGCUUUCUUGGAAGUUGAUGAAAUUGUGUAUAAUCUUAGGUUAAUUUUAUCUUGAAUGUUUGCAUUUCAUACUCAGAAUUUAAGUAAAAAUCAAACCUUGCGAUUCUCAUCAGGCUUAUUAUACACUGGAUAAUUUGGGGGGAUAUGACAGUUUUUUUCCUCAAACUGGAUAAAAAGGAAUUUUUUCUCAUGAUUUGUAGGUUCAUCGUUUGAUAGAAUAAUACUUGCUAUCAGUUAUUUUAAAAAUGCUCUUGGGCAUUUGAAACAAAAUGAAGUAUAUCCACUUUGAAACCUGUGUAUUUCUUCUUCUCGGUUUCUGCGUGCAGUGGCAGUCUUGAGUGCUGACGUUCAUUUUAUAGCCCAGAUAUAAUCCUGGAUGAAGGCUUGCCAUUUCCUACUGUGUUGCGCAGCAUCCUUACUGGAUACUUAGUUGCUUGUUUUGGCAGCACACUAAUAUUACUUAAAACACUGUGAUAUACUGGAGUUUUUAUUUAGCACAAGUCAGUUCAGGGUUUUUUGGGGCUGUCUGUGCUACACUGAAUUGUAGUUAACAAUCCUAACUAAAUAUAGUGCCAUACUGAGUACUUGGUAUGACCCUGUGGAAACAGACGUUGAUGUAAAUAUAGGCUAAAGACUCCAUGUCCUGUAGCUUAUGUAUAUAACUGCGUUGUAUAGUCUCAGAGUACAUUCUAACCCUAUAUUUCUAAUCAUGUAUAGGUAUUAGUAUAGGUGAGUUUUUCCGUGAAUAUUAGGUUUCCUCCAGAAGUAGGCCGUUAUUUGGGAAAGUUAACUGUGCACUUUUAGAUUUUAAUUACAUUUACAGGCAAAUCACUGUAAUGUGAAUGGUACUGGAAAAAUGCUGAAUAGACUUGCUAAAUGGUAAAUGCACUACAAGAGAAAUUACUUUGGUUAUUUAAUAUGUACAGAAUACAUUAGAAAAAAUUUAUUACAGAAUUCUAACUACAGUAUGAAUAGUGGAAACCCAUAUGUAAAUUAAAUGGAUGUUGGUUGGACAUUGCUAAAUUUGAGAAUUUCUUUUUACAUUACUAAUACAGAUUGAUUUGUAUAAUAAAACAGGGUUUGGAAGGUUUUGUUACAGGGAGCAUGGUCUGUUGAAGAUUUUUUAAACUGUAUUUUUCUAGAUUAACUGCUGUAUAUGAAAUGUCUAAUCCGAAUAAAGAAAACUAUAAGAAAGUUUAGAGAUUUUUCCAUUGGAAUGUGCAUUUUUGUUUAUUUUUUGACUUUGCAUUUACUGGCUACUCUUAUACCUCACUGAAAAAACAUCAACUUAAUCCAAUACUUUCUGUGGCAAAUAUGGUUUCCUCAUUUCAUACCUUUUCUACUCCCCGCCUUGCCAACCCCUGCUCGCCACAUACACACUUUUGAUUUCUUCAGUAUUUGGAAGUGAAUUAUUUGUAACCAGGAUUCUUUUUAUUAGGAUUGAUGUAUAAUUUACUGAUUGUCUUCCUUGGGGAAAAAAUAUUUUUUGUUUCUGUCUAAAAACUCCUCACCUGAGCUUUGUGUUAAAAAUGUUGUGUUUGUUGUGAUCUUGUUAAAUUGAUAACAAACCAAGCCAAGCCACUAGAUAGCUAUGGGAGAGCAGAUUGUUUUGAGCAGGGAGAAAAAGUCCCAAAUCACAGUGUUUGUAUUUGCCUAAAGAUGUCCUUAGUAACAACAAUAUGCUUUAGGACUAGACUCUCUAGUGAGCGUGUACCGGGAAAGCAAUUAGACUCAAAUUAGUGAUGUUCUUUCUGUCAGUAAUCAUGGAAAUAUCAAAGUUUAAAAUUGUCCUGUGUUUCUUGUUUCAAAAUACAUAUGUGUGUAUGUGAUGUCUUAAAUGUUUUAUUAGUCUACAAUGAGUCAGUUUGUUGUGAUAUUGUAUGCACAGUGAGAUCAGUGUCUUGUGUUUACUUCCUUUGUGAAUUAAAAAUUGUCACUUGUUUUUGUAAUUAUAAGAACUGUAAUAUUUUCCUGUCUUGAGAGCUUGAUUUUUAGUAGAAAAUAUAUUAAAGGCUGAAACAAAU